AUGCGCGCUUCGAUCACUGCUGCUACGGCACUCCUCGCCGCUAUGGUCUCGGCCCAUGGCAACAUAGUAUCACCUCCCGCUCGUGGGCCUGGUGCGGCGAUGGCUGCAGCCUGUGGAAAAGAGAACGUUCAGGUUGUGACAUCAGACCCUACUAUUCCGCUUGAGGAUCUCACCAACCCCCCUGCGACUUGUCAACUGGAUCUCUGCCGAGGUGCAAAGUUCGAGGACAACAAAGCCAACGUCCAGACCUUCAAGGCAGGCCAGGUUGUCAACAUGAGAGCCGAGAUACCGAUCCCUCACGAGGGUCCCAUGAACGUCUCCAUCGUCGACACGGCCACGAACAAGGCCAUUGGCGAGCCACUGAUCGUUUUCGACAGCUACGCGGAUGAGAAACUCGCACAGCUGCCUGCGAACAACACCAACUUCGACAUCACCAUGCCCUCCAACCUCCCGGCUGGCACAUGCGCUCAGGCUGGCCAGUGUGUCGUGCAGUGGUUCUGGUUCGGCACCAACGCAAAGCAAACUUAUGAGAGCUGUGUAGACUUUGUGAUGGGAUGA
Colletotrichum spaethianum is the source of this 558-nucleotide messenger RNA. RefSeq lists its product as uncharacterized. The record is from RefSeq and is a predicted model, not a curated record. The transcript is spliced from 2 exons. Lineage: Eukaryota; Fungi; Ascomycota; Sordariomycetes; Glomerellales; Glomerellaceae. The coding region runs from base 1 to 558 and encodes 185 amino acids.